Nezara viridula (southern green stink bug) is the source of this 1231-nucleotide messenger RNA. Lineage: Eukaryota; Metazoa; Arthropoda; Insecta; Hemiptera; Pentatomidae. The record is from the annotation of a GenBank genome assembly.
AUUAAUGUUUAUAAAAUAUUUAAUUAUGAGAGGAAAAUUAAGUGGGCAAAAAACAAAGAGUACGGAAAUAAGGAAGACAGAGUUGAAAGAUCUUCUGUCUAAGGGUGGUAGGGAAAGCUAAACCGUUUUCAUCACUCUCCAGCGUUCUCUGGGAGUUAUCAAGUUCAUUUUAAAAUCGAUGAGCAGCUCUUGUACACGGUUCAUUCCUAAUGACGAACGGUUCGUUCGCGAUUGUGUUGACUUCUGUCAUUUAAAUAUUGUUAGAAUUUGUUCUAAAUUGAUUAUUUUGAUUUCAGUUUAUUAAGUUUACAAAUAUUUAUUUUUUUAAAGAAAGUGAAAUAAAAUGUCUAGACCUGGGACUAGAUUGGACUCCAAAAAAGUGAACUCUGAGUUAUUUACUUUAACGUAUGGGGCUUUAGUGUCUCAACUAAUGAAAGAUUAUGAAAACGUAGAUGAUGUAAAUAAGCAAUUGGAGAGAAUGGGUUAUAAUAUUGGAAUUCGCCUAAUUGAAGAUUUUCUGGCCAAGACAGGUUCUGGUAGAUGUUAUGACUUUCGGGACACCGCUGAAAAAAUACAGGCUGGAUUUCGACUAUAUCUUGGAAUAACUCCUACUUUGGCAAACUGGAGUGCUUCAGGUGAUGAAUUCUCUCUUCAAUUUGAGGCAAAUCCACUGACUGAAUUCGUUGAAUUACCCGAUCACUGUUUAAAUCUUAAAUAUUGUAAUAUACUUACUGGUGUUCUUCGAGGUGCCCUGGAAAUGGUACAAAUGGAUGUAUCUUCCACAUUUGUUCAAGAUCAUUUAAAAGGUGAUAGCUGUACAGAACUUAGGGUAAAAUUUAUCAAACGGCUUGAGGAUGCAAUCCCUGCUGGAGAAGAUUAGCUUCAAGUUAUCAACGAUUCUUUGUUCUUAUUAAUUACAAAUAUGUAAAUAUGCUAAGUGAUAAUAUUAAUUUAUUAUAUUGUAAUGUUGCAUUCCAAUCAAGGGAAAAUAUCAGUUUAUUAAAAAAUAAAUGUAAAUAUUUAAGAACAACAACAUAAAUGUUACCUUUGUUUAAAAACAACUAAAAUAAGGUGAAAAUAAAAGAAUAAUGAAAUAUUGUAAACUCAAUGGCUCAUUUAUGUAAUGUGUUAAUUUGUAUUAAUUUAAUACUUUAGUAGUUGACUUUGAAGUCACAGAGAUGUAAUUGAGAUAACAUACCGCACGGCAAUAAUACAAGGGACACAACUCAAA